GCGCUCCAAAAAAAGAAAGAAUCCGUUUCUUCCUGUAGAUCUUUCUCGAUCCAGUUUUUCAAAGAAGGAAAGGAAAGGAAAUCUUCUCCCCAAAACUUCUUUUCAAUUUUGCAACUUCGACGGUCUUCUCUACCAAAACAAUUUUCUAUGAAUCUGCUCUCACACUCAAGAAUUUGUUUGAAGCCUUUGGCGAAUCUAAGGAUGAUUGCUUGGAACUGAAUGUGGAUGUUAUCACUAAUUCUACUCUCAAUAAAAGAGUGAAAGACAUAAAAGAUUAUCAUGGAAGUGGGGAUGAGUCGAGCAAGAAGAUGAAUAAUAUCAAAAUAGAAAAAAACUAGAGACUAGAUAUUUCAUUUUACGGUUUCGAUGGAUCCGUCUCUUGAUUUAAUGUGUUUAUUUAAUUUUUGUUUUAGACAAUUUAUGAUAUAUAACUGUUGGACUCUGGAUCGCGACCCGUUUAAAAAUAUUUUCAGAGUAAUGUGGAAGUACAAUAAUAAUCAAAUCAUGACACAUUUUAAAAUCUUGAUGAUCAAACAUUUUCCUGACAUCCUUGCAUCUCCUCUGACUCAAUGCCCUCCGGGAGUGGUUCCAUCAUAGUCUUCUUGUUACCUACGUAUGACUUAUAUAUGUAUCACAUAUACAUUUUGGAGAUAGUUUCAACAUAUGGAUUAACAUAUAUGUUCAUGUAUGUAUGUGAUGAAUGAUUCGACAAGUCUAACGCAAGGGUACAGACUUGGAAAUCAUCGGCCGAAACCUUACGGAUGAACGGGAGUGGAAACAACAUCGAAAUUCACCAACUUUGUCAUUCUCUUCACAAUUGGACAGCCUGCCGUAUUUUGGGCAUAUCUCCAUCGUUUCUUCACGGAAUCGCAAACCGUUUGAUUCCGUGGAUUCCUAAGAUGUAAGGCUAUAACUUUUGUAUAGAAAGUAUUUCAAGUUAACAGAUGUAAGAUAGCGUAAAUUGGUCCUGAAGUCAAAGGAUAGUUGCUGUCCAGGAUUUCGGAUAUGCCAAUGAACAACGAUUCCGACAAUUAACUCAUUAACUUCAAUAUUCCAACACCGAACCUUCUCUAUGAUACCUUCCGGAUGUUCCUAAUAAUCGUUAGAGAGUUUAUGGUAUGUGUUUGGAAUGAAACAACAUGAAUAUGGUGAGGAAAAUGGUCCAACCCGAGGAGCUCGCCAACACUGGCGCAGUCCCGGUAUUUUGGCCUUAUCUUCUUCGUUACUUAACGAAAUCGCAAGCCGUUUGUUGGGCUGGAUUCGUAUCGUCCGGGGCUACAAAUUUGGUUCAGAAAGUAUUUCAAGAUAAUGGAUGGAAAAUUACAGAACUUACGAAGAAGUUGAUGUUGCGUUUGGAACUCAUGAUUUGGAAACUAUGGAUGGUUUCUUGCUUGCUUUUCCUUCUUCCUUAGCACACAUCCAUGGAGCAUUUUUGUGUUUUCUUCCUCCUUAGUUGCUGCCGACAGAGAGGGAGUGAGAAAAGAGAGGGGUUGUGGGUGGUGUGUGGAAGAUAAUGGUAAUGAUGAUGAGAAUUUUGGAAUGAUAUAUAAGAAAGUUGGACUUAUUAU
Molecule: messenger RNA, 1568 nt
Organism: Cuscuta campestris
Lineage: Eukaryota; Viridiplantae; Streptophyta; Magnoliopsida; Solanales; Convolvulaceae
Source: the annotation of a GenBank genome assembly